GGUGGUGUGUGCUGGCCAGAGCAACUACCAAGAUCUACAUUUGACCACCUACUCGCUCGGGGCCUCCCAUCCUCCUCAGGGAACCGACUUACAGUACACGCAUGGACCGGGACUGGGACACCGGAACUACCGCCACUGCUGCUCGGCCUAGCAAUUUCGCGAUUGAUAUGAGUGACACUGAUGACGACGCGGCCUCCACGCAGAAUACUGAACGUACCCUGGCUGAUGAGCGCGACUACCAUCCUCUUGUUCAAUCCCAACGACUGCGAAGGGCCGCAGGGGACGCCACACGCUACCGGAAUAGUUUUUUGAGCUUCAUCAGACGAGCGUGUGUACGACUCAUGUCUCGUGGCCUUGGGCGAGAUGAGGCACAUGAACCCUCACACACGCUGCGGCGGAACGACGCCGGCACUCUCUCAUUCAAGCAGUCGUUGCAUUUCAUGUUUUUCUCAUCGUAUAUCAAUUAUCUUAUGAUAUUUGUACCGUUCGGGAUCGCAAGCCACUAUUUUGAGUCGCCGCGGUCAGUCGUCUUCGCCACCAACGCUAUCGCCAUCGUGCCGUUGUCCAAUUUAUUAGCGUACGCGACAGAAUGCAUCGCCGCGGAUCUCGGUGAUGCGGUGGGCGCGCUGAUGAACAUCAGCUUUGGCAAUCUCGUCGAAAUCAUAAUGUUUUUUGCGGCUUUGCGGCAUAACCAUCUACGCGUAGUAAAAAGCGCGCUCGUAGGCUCAGUCCUAGUCAAUCUCCUACUUAUCUUAGGGACUUCAAUCAUUGCUGCCGAGUUUCACCCGGCUGAUCUUGUAUAUGACAUGAACAAUGCCCAAGCUUUAGCGUGUCUGCUAUCCUUGUCGGUAUUUUCCAUUCUUGUUCCCAUGGCCUUUCAUUUCACAUUUAAGGAUAAAGAGCAACGCGACAAUGCUGUUCGAACCCUAAGCAGAGCUUCUGCCCUAAUCUUACUUAUUGUAUACUUUGUUUACCUCGUUUUCCUUCUUGUGCCGCGACGGCGAACAACAAUACUCAAAGACGAGGAACGCCAUGUACAACAGCAAGAUGAGUCACGGCCACAGCCGUUGUCUCACAUAGUGAAAUUUACGGAUGCGCGCUCUGGCCUACCACCCUCAAGAUCAAGACGUCAAGACAACGUUGAGGGGAGCAUUUGGGAGUAUUCAGAGGAACCCGCCUCCCACGGGAGCCGCGCGAGGUCCGACUCUCAGCCGCUUGGUCACGAUAACGUGCAGCGCUGGAUGAAGGGGACUGCUGGUGCCUCAAGAUCUCGUCCCCAAUCACGACAUGCGCCGAGUUUGAGCCAGAGCUCAUUUGGCACAACCAGACCGCCGCGAGCGAAUGACAUUGUGGAGAGAUACAGCGAUGGUGGCGGGUCUGUGUCUGGUGCCAGGCCGUACUCGUCAUUCCAGAUUAUCGAGCCAAAUAGUGAAGUCACCAUGAUGGAACAGCAUGCCAAAGUCGACCGUUCGGCCGCUAUAGCCAUGCUUAUUGCUUCGACUUUCUUCACGGCCAUCUGUGCAGAGCUGCUUGUCGACACGAUCGAGUUUGUGAUCAAGUCUAGUGGACUGACGCAAUCUUUCAUUGGUCUGAUCAUACUGUCCGUCGUUGGAAAUGCAGCCGAGUACAUAACGGGAGUCAGGGUCGCAGCACGAGGCAAGUUGGACUUGGCCAUCGGAGUUUCUUUUGGCUCUUCCAUCCAGAUCGCGCUGUUCGUCAGCCCAUUGACUGUCAUCGGCGGCUGGAUUAUGAACAAGAACAUGACAUUGUACCUGGGUGUGUUCGAGACGGCAGCGCUGGUUGGCGCCGCGAUCAUGGUAAAUGUCCUAAUGGCUAACGGGAGGACCAACUAUCUUGAGGGCACAUUACUUUGUGCCUGCUAUGUAAUUACAGGGAUCGGAUCUUACUUCAUCCCGUAACGAGGAGCAUUAGAGGGGGAUUUAUAGAAUCAUGUCAGCUAAAUGAGCUAACGAGGGUAGAAAAAUGGGUAAAACAGCGAUACACAAGACUCGACAGUCCGAGUUGUGCCCAGGUCGGCCAAGAUUGGCAUUACCAGAUGGCUGUAUGUAAUAUAUUACUCCCCGAUAGAGGCUGUAUAAUAAUUGGGCUACAGUCAGACUGUUGGGCGGGAACAGACUACACGGUUACUCGGACAUGGAAAUAUCAUUGGUUGCUGCUUCUAAAUUCUACAAAGUUAUACAGUGGCAACAUUCCAUAGACUCUGCUCACUUUGUAGUAUGUUUGAACGCCGCGUUAAG
Messenger RNA from Xylaria bambusicola, 2258 nucleotides. RefSeq lists its product as uncharacterized. The record is from RefSeq and is a predicted model, not a curated record. Bases 102 to 1919 code for a protein of 605 amino acids. Gene Ontology annotation, biological process: intracellular calcium ion homeostasis; calcium ion transmembrane transport. Lineage: Eukaryota; Fungi; Ascomycota; Sordariomycetes; Xylariales; Xylariaceae. Gene Ontology annotation, cellular component: fungal-type vacuole membrane. The transcript is spliced from 6 exons. Gene Ontology annotation, molecular function: calcium:proton antiporter activity.